CCGGACGAAGACAAGUCACAUGUCCCUUUAUUUGUUAAAAAAAUGAAGGGCAGCAUUUGAGGACAUGCUGCUGUAGCACAUAAAACCCAUUAACAUCGCUACGUGUAGAGUGAGGACAGACUGAGCAGCCAAAGAGAGCGCCUGGACCGGAGGCUAACCACAGCAGAGAAAACGCGAACUGAUUUUUAAUAAUUGAAGACACAUUCGUUUGCGGGAGGCGAGUCGUCCUUUAGACAACACAUGCUUAUGAACAGUCACACCAUUAAUGCAGACUAAAGACAAGUCAGACACUGAAGUCUACACACGGAGAUUAUUUUGUUGAAUUAAAAAAAAAAAAAAAAAAAGAUAACGAGAACUAAUUUGCAAAUACAAGAAGGUAUAGACAAUUUCAUGCGUAAAAAUGUAUCCUUUCUAUUUUACCUGUAUAUUGGUAAUAGUUGGUACGUGGGGGGUCCUGGGGUCCCUGCCGACCUCAGCAGGGAACUCUUCAGCAGCAUCAAUUCUGGAGAAUAGCAGUGAUCAGACCAACUCCACGUACACGUUUCCCUUCGGGGACAACAUUUCUACUAUCUUGAGAGACCUUCCCACGUUGAAAAAUAUUGUGUUUAUCGUAUGCGGCUUCACCGCUUUUCUUAUCGCUUGUUUGGUUGUUAAAGUGUUCAGGUCUGGAAGAAAGAUAAGAAAGACGCGCAAGUAUGACCUCAUCACAACGCCGGCGGAGCGAGUGGAAAUGGCUCCUUUGAAUGGAGAUAAUAACGAUGAAGAUGAGGAUUCCACUCUCUUUGAUGUGAAAUACAGGUGAAGAGGGCUGCGUGAACUGAGCCGGCCCCCGCAAAGUCACUCCACUGCUGCGUUCUGGCACAAAACAAACGACUUGAGUUUUCUGUUUAUUAUCCUCAACAUUACACUGCUGUAAAGAUAUGUUCAAAUGAAGUAUCUGUCAUAAAAAAAGAAACACAGUUGACAUGAAAUCUCAGGUUAAUCUCCAGACAGGCAGGUGUAUAAUACUAAUGGAACAAAUAGGUUAGGCUGCCCCCUGUAAGGUUAGGCUGUAGGUAACCUGGUCGUCAAUGAAAUACUGGCCUACUGGUCCCCUUCAUUAGAAACAGUAAAUGUUAAUCAGAAACAGUACAUACACAACAUGAAAAAAAAAAAAAAAAGAUCUUAAUCCCAUUUGAACAAAAAUAAUUGUUUGCAUAGGGGUAUAAAGGUGGUGUGUGUGUGUGUGUGUGUGUAUAUAUAAUCUUAUUUUGUCUCUGUAUACAAGUGUGAGAAAUGCUAUAAAUUAAAGAGUAUGAUAAAUGUUAAAUAUUGUAAUUUGAAUCUGACUUUUGAUUAUGGGAUAUUCUGUUGUAUAGAAUAUCCCAUAUCUACUAACCACUAACUGUGUAUGUAAAACUGUACAAGGUGCCCCAUGUAGAUUCCUGUAUAGAAGAGAACCGCACUAAAGGGGGUCACCAAGUCUGUAUUAUUAGGACUGCGAAUAAUUGGGAGCUAUUCUAUAAAGCUGCAGUUAGGGCUGAUGAUUGUUAGAAUUUCACUAGGAAACUAGAUCUUUAAAUCUUUUUGAAUUAGUACAAGAGAAUGUUGCCUUAUCAUGAACUGGGGAAGUUAUGUGGCAAGGUACCUAUUUAAGGAUUGUCGUGCACAGUUCUGAACCGCUGAAGUGCUUUGUGUUCUGGAUCCCUUCAGUAACCUGUGGACUCGCAGAACCUCAAGGCUAGUUCUGUAACGACCUGCUGGGUUGUCCAUCCAGCCAGCACCUGCUAUGCUGCUGCUGCUGCUGUUCUUGGGUAACAUGAUGUCACCACGCUGCUAUGGAUGUUUCAGUCGCUGUAAUGCCAAAAACUUACCUAGUAACGUUCUCCCAAGACCUUCUCUUGGCAGCCCUCCCUGCCAGUUAAGUAACCUUGAAGUUCACUGUGGUAAUCAUUGAAGAGCCCUGCUAGAGUAUCCUGCAACACAGCCAGAUGGAUACCUUAACACAGGGAUUCAGUAAUGGUGAUGCAAUAUGUGCCAUGCUGUUUUUUUUUUUUUAAAUCUAAUGUUAAGCAUUAUCUUUUUUUUUUUUUUUCAAGGUGGUGUGGGUUUCUUUUGAGUGCUGCAGUUUUAGAUUGUGUGCUUGUGAAAUUAUUUUAGUAACUAAGCUUUAGUAUUUCUUUCUAAACAAAAUAUUGCCAAAGUGUUUGAUGAGAGUUUGCUGCAAUUUACAUGGAUGAAAUAGUUGCUAAAAAAAAGUUUAGCAAAAAGUUGCUAAAACUGUAGUGUUAUUUCGUAUGGUUCUUUCAUUGCUUGUUUGCAAAACUGCAUGGCUGUAAACACAGUAGUUAACAGUAAUCACAUAAACACGGCUGUGCCCUCAGUCACUGGGUUUAAUCAGAAACACUGUUCGAUUAAGUUUGGGUUGCAUUCCUCGUGUAGGAUUGGAAUUUUCUUUGAUCGUUCAGUUAAUUUUCGGUAAAAACUGUUGUGUCUAAAACACUGAAUAGAUUAAUGAUUGCUCAAGUAAUUCCCACACCCUUUCUCCUGUGGAGUGCCAGUACAGCAAUGUGCUCCAGCCCAUUAGCAUGAGCCCAUUAGCAUGAGCCUGCUGGUUCUUGUUUUCCACUCUUCCUGUCAAUAUGAAGUAGAUUCAUUAGCGUAUUUUUCUGACAUCGCCCACGGGCAGGCUCAGUGGUAUCUGAAGCUCUUGACUUGCUGUGUGGUGUUUUUAGCCACAUUCCUUUUCUAAUAUCAACCACCAACAAACUGGAAUUUAUAUAUUUUCAAUAACUGGAGUAUCUUGUUUAUUAUAUUUUGUUAUAGACAUGUCUGUAUUAUCUUCAUUGUAAGUGAAUAUAAUGCUGUUACACUUCCUUUUGAAGUUUUUGUUCCACCUGUUCAGGUGUCUGUUCAUAGCAUUGCAUUGAGUGAUGCAUUAAGACAUAGUAAACUACUACAUACAUGGUUAUUGGAAGUAACCGAGAAACACUAUGACACUGUGUUCCUUCUUCCCAGAUAAUGUUUGCUGUAGCCGCUUCAAAUAUAUCGUUUUUCAUGCAUUAUUUUGUACCAAACUGUUUCACCCUUAUUAAAAUCAUUCAUGGGAUUAAUGUUGAAUAUUUUAAGAUGCCUCACAGAGCAGACGGCUGUAGGUUUCUAAAUUGAAUUAAAGAGAUCAUUCCCUCUGCGUGUUGUCGAUGUCGUCCUGUACUGUUUGUGUACCACUGUGUAUCUUGUGUCUAGUGUAAGUUUAUUUUGUGCACAAACCCAGUAUCUCUGUGUGUUGAAACGUGGUUUCUGCCUAUUUUCUUCUGGUUCCUUGAUUGAACUGCGAUCAUUAUACAUUGCCAAUAAAUUAUUUUUACCUGUUGAUUAAAUUCUCCUAAUCAAUCAACCUAUAUACUCGCUGAUAAUAAAUAAAGGUGACGGGACAGUUGCUAGUGUUGGCCUUUUUGAAUGGAUCAGCAUUGGAAAACAGUGGUACCUGUCCUUAAGAUGCCAAGUACAUCAUAUUCAAGAAGCUCCUCUGGGUCUUAGUUAUUUAAAGCUCGGUCGAGUGGUGUGUUAUUUUGUACUGAACAAAUGGAAAAUGUCUGUAAUAAACAGAAUCUCUGCACUA
This is a messenger RNA of Polyodon spathula (Mississippi paddlefish), 3601 nucleotides long. Its product is annotated as membrane protein FAM174B-like. The transcript is spliced from 3 exons. The coding region runs from base 401 to 802 and encodes 133 amino acids. NCBI's taxonomy places the organism in Eukaryota, Metazoa, Chordata, Actinopteri, Acipenseriformes, Polyodontidae. The record is from RefSeq and is a predicted model, not a curated record.